Molecule: messenger RNA, 360 nt
Organism: Ruditapes philippinarum (Manila clam)
Lineage: Eukaryota; Metazoa; Mollusca; Bivalvia; Venerida; Veneridae
Product: H(+)/Cl(-) exchange transporter 7-like
Exons: 4
Coding region: 40-360 (106 amino acids)
Cellular component (GO): intracellular membrane-bounded organelle; lysosomal membrane
Molecular function (GO): chloride transmembrane transporter activity
Source: RefSeq, a predicted model, not a curated record
AAAGGUUUGUUUGAAUUGCAGAUUUUCAGUCCAGAAAAUAUGAUGCAGCCAAAUACAGUGAGAUUGAAAGAUUUCCAAAACUAUUACCUGCAUCAUUUGAAAAUACAGGAUGUUCCUAUAUCAGACGAGGAGAUGGAUUAUAUGAUGGAUUUAAGACCUUAUAUUACACCCAAUCCAUACACUAUAGGACCUACAUUUUCGCUACCAAGAUUAUUCCGUUUAUUUCGAGGUCUGGGUCUUAGGCAUUUGAUAGUGGUUAAUGAUUGCAAUGAGCCAGUUGGGAUUAUUACAAGGAAAGAUCUUGCAAAAUACAGAAGUGGAAUCAAAACGUGGGCUGGUGAAAGUAUAAGAAAAGUUUAA